Molecule: messenger RNA, 1189 nt
Organism: Salvia miltiorrhiza (redroot sage)
Lineage: Eukaryota; Viridiplantae; Streptophyta; Magnoliopsida; Lamiales; Lamiaceae
Exons: 7
Coding region: 395-838 (147 amino acids)
Biological process (GO): retrograde vesicle-mediated transport, Golgi to endoplasmic reticulum; intra-Golgi vesicle-mediated transport; intracellular protein transport
Cellular component (GO): COPI vesicle coat
Source: RefSeq, a predicted model, not a curated record
CAACUUUGUCUCUUCCCUUUAAAUAAGAAGACGAAAUUCCCACUUUACCCCCGAUGCCCAUAUACGUUGUUAUUUUUUCAAAUUGAAAGGGAAUUUCUCGAGCUCCACAUCUAACGGCUGCUAUUACUUGUCUAGCCACCAAGAAAGCAAUCACAGCCGUCCGAUCUCUUCGAGGGUUUAGUUACAAUCCCCUCGCCUCGCACGCCUCCUUCGUGUUUAUUUCGCUCUCUCUCAACUGGGAAGAAACCGUUUCGCUAAUUCGUAUAUCUGCAGCGGUUUCCCGAUUUCGUGAUUUCAAAAGCAAUCCCGCUCGCGCUAUUAGAUUCAUCUUCUCACUGACAAAAUCCGGCUGACGAAGUACGAAAUUGCAGUUUGAUCGACAGCAGAGAAGAAAAUGUUGCUCGCAGUCCUGAUCGCAAAUUCGGAAGGCAAUAUUCUUGUGGAACGUUUUAAUGGUGUUCCGGCAGAGGAACGUUUACAUUGGAGAUCUUUCUUAGUGAAACUGGGAGUAGAUAAUCUCAGAGGAGUCAAGAAUGAGGAGCUCCUUGUUGCUAAUCACAAGUCGGUGUAUAUUGUAUACACAGUGCUUGGUGAUGUCAGUAUAUUCGUUGUUGGCAAGGAUGAAUACGAUGAACUUGCCUUGUCAGAAGCUAUAUUUGUUAUAACCUCAGCCCUGAAGGAUGUAUGUGGAAAACCUCCAACUGAACGCCUUUUCCUUGACAAAUAUGGUAAAAUAUGCUUGUGCUUGGAUGAGAUUGUCUGGAAGGGUUUGUUGGAGAACACAGACAAAGACAGAAUCAAGAGACUUAUACGAUUGAAACCACCAACUGACUUCUAAUCGACAGACACGAGACAACCUCUGCAUUCUCCAUGUGUACAAAGGCCGCCUUCUUGCUAUGAUUACUGCGUGGAAAAUGCACUUUCAUGGGUUUGUUUUGUGAUACUCUCUACAAAUUUGCUUAUUUAGCUAUUUGGUCUGUAUUUGUAUGGUUGUAGCUGUUGUUGCAUAAUAGUUGCUUGUUCUACUAUCACUUUACUCUUGCUAUAUACCUUAGCUUUUGUGGAAACUUACAAGUUUCUUCAAAGGACUUUUACGGCAUUUCAAGCAUUUGGGCGUGCUUUUGAUUGCAUAUGGAGUAAUUGUUACAUUUAUCUUUUGGCAGCUGUAUAUGGCAGUUACUUCAAUUUA